AGAGAGAGAGAGAGAGAGAGAGAGAGAGAGAGCAGCAGCAGUAAACCGAGGACAGCUUCCUCUCCUCCAUACUACCUAACACCACCUCACUAUGCGUACUGCUCCGGGCUGCUGCUACUAGAAGCUCCAGGGCAGCUGAACCCCCCACGACCCCACAGGACCCCAUGACUUUGGUUCGGCCUGCCAGUGAGUAGGAGCUCUAUGCGGAUCAAGAGUUGAAGAAGGAGCAGCCGAGACUAGCGGUGAGCUAGUCGCACCACCUUCAGCUCUUCGCAGCGUCUCCCCCUCCCACCUCCCUCUUCCUCAGCCUCAUCCCGUCAUCCUCUGUCUCAACCCUUUCCUCCCGCUUCUUGUGGGAACCGCACGCCGCCGCCAUGUCUUUCUUGGCGUCUCCCGCCCCCUUCCUCCUCCUCCUCUUCCUCCUCCCGCUGCAUCCCUGCCAGGCGGAGUCCCAACGCAGCGACCCCAGCAGCGACCCCGAGUCCCGAGCCGUCUCGCCCUCCAUGUUCCCCUCCUCCUUCCCACCUUCCAUGUCUUACGGUAACGGCACCGGACCCGCCGUGAGAGACAAGUGCAAUGAGCCGACGGUGUGCCGGCCCGGCAUCAUUCUGCCCGUCUGGCAGCCCAACCGGCCCGGGCUCGGCGACCAGGUGGCCAGAGCUGUGGUCUACUUUGUGUCACUCAUGUACAUGUUCCUGGGAGUGUCCAUCAUCGCAGACCGCUUCAUGGCGUCCAUAGAGGUCAUCACGUCACAGGAGAAGGAGGUGACCAUCACCAUGCCUAACGGGGAAACAUCAGUGGCGACGGUUCGAAUCUGGAACGAAACGGUGUCCAAUCUGACUCUCAUGGCUCUCGGCUCCAGCGCUCCGGAGAUACUGCUGUCUGUUAUAGAGGUGUGCGGUCAUGAUUUCAAGGCUGGUGAGUUGGGACCAGGAACCAUCGUUGGAAGCGCCGCCUUCAACAUGUUUGUGAUCAUCUCGAUCUGCGUGUGGACGAUCCCCGAAGGCGAGACCCGCAAGAUCAAACACCUCAGGGUGUUCUUCAUCACUGCCUUCUGGAGCAUCUUCGCCUACAUUUGGCUCUACCUCAUCCUGUCUGUCAUGUCGCCGGGCGUCGUGGAGGUGUGGGAGGCCCUUGUGACCCUGCUGUACUUCCCAGUGUGUGUCGUCCUGGCUUGGAUCGCCGACCGCCGCCUGCUCUUCUACAAGUACAUGGGCAAGCGCUACCGUGCCGACAAGCGCCACGGCAUCGUCGUGGAGACUGAGGGAGACUUGACACCCAACAAGGGCGGCAUGGAGAUGAUCAUAGACGGCAAGUUCCCAUCGCGAGGGGGCGCCGUGGUCCCCGCCGAGAACUGUGGGGGCGGAACUCAGGACGGCACGGCUGGCGCUGCGACCAAUAACAUCGGUGCGGGGGGAAAACUGCCCAACUCCAACAGCACCAUGGUGAACUUGGAGAGCAGCAAGGAGCUGGACGAGAGCCGCAAAGAGGUGAUUCGUAUCCUGAAGGAGCUGAAGCAGAAAUAUCCGGACAAAGAGCUGGACCAGCUGGUGGAGCUGGCCAACUACUACGCACUGCUGCACCAGCAGAAGAGCAGAGCUUUCUACCGCAUACAGGCGACCCGUAUGAUGAUCGGAGCCGGUAACGUGCUGAAGAAGCACGCGGCCGACCAAGCUCGCCGCACAGCCGUAACCGACGAGGAAGCACCAGAAGAAGAAGAAGACCUGGGGAUAUGCAGCCGCAUCUCGUUUGAAAGCGCCCACAGUCAGUGCAUGGAGAACUGCGGCGUUCUGACGCUGGCUGUCGUCUGCCAAGGGGGUCUGGGAGAGAACGUCUUCUAUGUGGAUUACAGGACAGAGGACGGUUCAGCCAACGCCGGGUCGGAUUACGAGUACAGCGAAGGAACGCUGGUGUUCAAACCUGGAGAGACUCGCAGAGAGAUUAAGGUCGGUAUAAUCGACGAUGACAUAUUCGAAGAGGACGAGCACUUCUUUGUGCGCCUGCUGAAUCUGCGUGUCGGCGACGCUGAAGGGAUGUUCGAGAGCGACGAAGUGGGUGCUGCCCCUAAAGGUCGCUUGGUCGAGCCCCUGGUCGCUACGGUUACCAUCCUGGAUGACGACCACGCCGGCAUCUUCACAUUUAGCGAGCGCAUGGUGCGGGUGAGCGAAAGCGUGGGCACCAUGGAGGUGACGGUGGUGCGCAACUCAGGGGCCCGCGGCACCGUCAUCCUGCCGUACCGCAGCGAGUCAGGCACCGCCAAGACUGGGGAGGACUACGAGGACGCCCGAGGAGAGCUGGAGUUCAACAACGACCAGACCACUCAGACUUUCCAGGUGAGGAUAAUUGAUGAUGAAGAAUAUGAAAAACAUGAAAACUUCUUCAUCGUGUUGGAGGAGCCACGCUGGCUGAAGAGAGGAAUCUCAGCUCUGCUGCUCAACCAAGAGGGGGCGGAGGGGCAGAUGAGCGCCGAGGAAGAGGAGGCUCGGAGGAUAGCUGAGAUGGGGAAGCCCAUCCUGGGAGAGCACAGCCGCCUGGAGGUGGUCAUCGAGGAGUCGUACGAGUUCAAGAGCACUGUUGACAAGCUCAUUAAGAAGACCAACUUGGCGCUGGUGAUCGGCACUCACUCCUGGAGGGAACAGUUUGUGGAGGCGGUCACUGUCAGCGCAGGUGACGGCGACGAUGACGAGGAGGGUCGUGAAGAGCGCCUUCCGUCUUGUUACGACUACGUCAUGCAUUUCGUCACCGUCUUCUGGAAGGUUCUGUUUGCCUGCGUGCCGCCAACAGAGUACUGGAACGGCUGGGCCUGCUUCUUAGUCUCCAUCAGCAGCAUCGGCCUCCUCACCGCCUUCAUCGGAGAUUUGGCGUCACACUUCGGCUGCACCGUCGGGCUCAAGGACACCGUGACUGCCGUGGUGUUUGUGGCGUUGGGAACAUCUAUUCCAGACACCUUUGCUAGCAAAGUGGCCGCCAUACAGGACCAGCACGCCGACGCGUCCGUUGGUAACGUCACUGGUAGCAACGCCGUCAACGUCUUCCUGGGGAUCGGCGUGGCGUGGUCGGUGGCCGCCAUCUACUGGAGAAUCAAAGGGAAGGAGUUCAAGGUGGACCCGGGCUCGCUGGCCUUCUCCGUCACCCUCUUCACCAUCUUCGCUUUCAUCUGCAUGGGGGUGCUCCUGUUCAGACGCCGGCCCUCCAUCGGCGGGGAGCUCGGCGGCCCAAGGGGGGCCCGCAUCGUGACCAGCCUGCUGUUCCUGGGCCUGUGGUUCCUCUACAUCCUCUUCUCCAGCCUGGAGGCCUACUGCCACAUCAGCGGCUUUUAAAAAGGAGAUGGAGGAAUAUCGCACAACAACACACACAUACAGUUUACAGUCCACACAGUAUGACAUGAAACAAGAUUCAUCUGUUUGAUCGGGCUCACUGCAGCCUGGAAGUAUCCUGGUCUUUGAUGCAGGGAUACUAAAACACUUCAGAUACAUGUUCACACACACACACACACACACACACACACACACUAUAUGUAGGCAUGUGUAAACAGAUCAUAACACACACAGUUACAGGCAUGACGAAGGGCGAGAGGAAGUGUUAGCGAGGGGCGAGAAGUGUGAGUACAGAAAGGUUACUGCAGCAAAGUUUACAGAGAGAAAGAGAGUGAAGUUGAGAUGUUAGAGGUGAAAAGAAGGUCAGGUCAGCCAGGUAGGAUAAGACCACUGAAACCCGUUGCACACCGGACUAAAUCUAUCCAUCUGAGUUGCAUUGAAGGAACAACAACAAAACCUGUCCCCUCCUCUGUAUCGUCAUCUUUACUGGUACAUCUUCUUCACUGAGGAGGCGGAGCGCUGUGUGAAAAAAGGAGUGAAAUGUUUACAAUAACAUGAAGUUUGUUUACUACGGGAGGUGAUUUUUGUCUAAUACACUGUCUAGAUGAAGGCGCUCCACACGCGCUGUAAAUAGUAAAAGAACAGUGUACUGUACAUAUAGAGUGUAGUGUUUUCAGUAGGCAGACGCUGACAACCACUUACGAACUUUAGAGAGGGUUGAAAUAGGUAGCUACUAGUCUGUAUAGAAAGUCAAAUUACAGCGAAAAGAAAAGAAAAGAUGACAGUCAGGUCUCAAUGUUUUUAAAAUCCACUGGAAUGCCACAGAUCCUAAACAUUAGAAGAUAGUUCAAUGAUUGAGUGUUAGGCUCUGUUCAGACCUGGUAUUAACAUGCGUCCUGAGUUUACGAUCACAUUAGGGUGACCAGAUCCUGACAAACCCAAUAUGGGACAAAGAGUAUGUUUAUGUGGGACAAUGUGGGACAAUGUGGGACAAUGUGGGACAAUGUGGGACACGUUACCAAGGCUGAGAGGUAGUCUACAAUUUUGAUAUGUCUAUCUGACUUAAAUAAUAAGCAUUUCUAUUCUGCCCCUUAUCUUGUAACAUCUCUAUGCUUUGCCUGAAUGCAUCCAGAGAUCGGCAUGUCUCUUUUUGAGACGCACGUUUCUUGUGACACUCACAUGAACUGUGUCGCUUCAUGUCGUCGUGUGAAACUGAAAAAUAACUGGCAAAUUCCACAAAAAACUCAGAGAAUCACCUUCCACCAGCUUAUAAAUACUUAUAAGUAGUUUCACAGUCUUUGUUGUAGCUGCUCUUCUUUUUCUUUGCCGUAGUUUCCAUCAGUUUCCGUCUCGAGUGCGUUCACACCUGUACUUAGAGCUGUCCUCUUGUGAUCCGAUCACUCAGGACUCAUGUUAAUACCGGGUCUGAACAGGGCCAUACCUGAACAAACAAAUAGAUGAUACGCUGGUGAAAUAAAAGUUUAUAAAGAGCCAUACCUCUCCAGCAUCCUGCGUUCCAGUCAGGUGUGUCUCUUUACCGGACGGUUUCCAUGGUAACCUCUCUGACACAGACCUUUGUAUAUCAAACUGACAGAUUAUUUUUUUUUUUUUUGCAUGUAUAGCUAGAGCUAUCUUCACACAAUAAGUCACAAAUAUACUCUGUAAAAGGGAAUGAUCUGAAUCCACCUGUAAAUUACAUCCAUGCAUUUGUGUGUCAGCUGAUGUUAAAUGUUCCUGUGUGAAGCUGACAGGGAGGAGGAGGAGCGGCGUUUGGUUCUGAGAGGAACAAAAAGGACAUUUUCCUCCUCAGAAGGACCAAACGGAGUAUAAUGAAAACACACGUGGACGCUUCGUUCAAGGCUUUUUGCUCCUUCCAGAUGGACUCCAGUCAGUCGUCACCGUGUCAGACUAAUCCACUACUGCGGCAUGUAUCCUGACAGACUCAUCCUUUACCUUUUAGUGACAGCAGCACGGUCACACAGACAUGCAUGGAUGGCCCAACAGGACUCAACAGUGUUAGUUUACUUUCAAGAGUGAAAAGCCAGUAAAUUACAAUUUAAACUCAUCAGUCACAGUUAAAUUAGGACGCAGGAUGCCAGUCUGAUGCUUCAACAUGGCGCCCAUACAAUGCCUUAAGGACACCUCUCAAGUCAAAAUCUAGUAUUCGAGCUUUCAGCUGUACACAGCUGCACUUUAUCUGAUGUAACUAAAACAUAAUGUGUUUUACUUUAGUCGACAAACUAUUAGUGUGCAAUACAUGCAGGGAAAUUCACUGGAGGGAGUCUGUGAAUGGUUCAGCUGACUAACUGGAUCAUCAGGUGUCUUGUCCUGUGGGAAGGGACUGUUAUAAUGUGUCCCAUCCAUCUGAGCUUAGCGCACAGUACGAGUAUCAGACCUGCUAAAAAGGACUCUCCGUUUUAAUGGAGUCUGCACACUGUUUAAAAGAACUAACUGACUAUCAUCUAUCUAAUGUUCUCCAGACUUUGUUUACAGUCUGUAGGUCAGCAGCGGACAAUGCUUCGCUCUGCAGACAGCUGUGUCAUUGUAGCUUUAAAGGGGACGUAUCAUGCUCAUUUAAAGGUUCAUGCUUUCAUACUAGAACAUGUUUACAUGCUUUAAUGUUCAAAACACACAUUAUCUUUCUCUUACUCUCUGUCUGAAACGCUCCGUUUUAGCCAUAGACUGUAUAUAAGAAGUAGACGCAGUCACGACGUCACCCAUUCGUUUGUGGAUUACGGUUUUGAAGCUUAGAGUUCACCACUUUGUCCGUCGCCAACUUGUGAAACUAGAGGGUGAAGCUAAGUACAACCGAACACUGAAUAAAACACGACCAAAAUGUUACAAUUAACUUUCAUGAACUGCAAACACACCGUGAAAAAGUUAAAGGCCCAGACACAUCAAGCCGACGUCAAAGAACUAACAGCGAUGAAGGCCGACUGUUGUCACCUUUGUCUUGGCCAACAAGUUGUACUUGAACACACCGCAUGACGACAGCCGACGGCCAGUUAGCACAUACGUUCUGCAAACCGGAAGUUGACGCCUGGUUUUAGUGUCUGUUUCUUUAAGACCCCCCUCCAGAAAAAACCUGCUCUGAUUGGCUUGUGAGAAUCUGGUACUCCAGAUACCCAAAUGUGUGUGAACAAGCACUGGAAAAGUUCAUGAUAUGUCCUCUUUAAAUCAAAAGGCAGUUUCUAUAGUCACACUACCGUAGGCUGUUCUCAGUGCCCGUCAAGGCAUGUAUGUGCUGCUCAGUAUUGCACGUCAGAGUUGGAACAUGCAGUAAAAUGUUCACAAGCUACUGAAACUACUGGCGGCUAGAUAGACGGUAAAAUCAACUGCAAACCAGUGAAAGCUGCUGUGGCUUCUCAACACCGACACAUCAGGUUUAUCACGUUUAACACUGAGGAACAUAAAGCUGAGACGUCAGCGCAUGAAAACAAUGUCAUAGCAAACGUAGCGAGCAGUGUGCAGCGUCAUAGUACGAUAAUAAAAGUAGUUAAGCAACCUUUUUUCUACAUGAAGAAGAGUUAUAAUUACUGUAAUCUUCACUGCCUAAUAUCAGUCGCAUUAAAUGCAUUGGCUGCGUUACUAACAUUUCACCCACAGAUGAUGAAGUGCUAUACAAGUGGAGUUUAUUCUUACACAAAGAAAGAUUUGAUUCGUUUACCCUCGACUAACUAUUCUUUGUAAACUUUCUAAAACAGAUUUUGUAUCUUUUCCUUGCAGAUAUAGCCAAGGUAGAUUCUUUUGUACUUCUAAACGAUGUUUCAGAACAUCAUCAAUAUAUACGAUCAGUAGUUGUAGAUUACGUCGUUAGCGGAUUAGAUUUUGAUAUAUUUUCCACAGCGAGGAAGCUCCCCCUUUCAGAACAAACAGUGACGUGUCUCCUAACCAACAUAAUCCCAGCUAAUUUAAUGUUUGUGUUUUAUGUAUAAGAUUAUUUAUUUAGAUAUUUAUUUAUUUACGAGAUGAUUAUUUAUGUAUGGAUAAGGUGUGCCGCAGGUCCUUGAGACGAAAAACGAGUUCAAGGAGUGGAUGUGCAAUACAGAAAAACAAUUAACACAUUUUAUUUAGUUAGCAGCUGUGACGAAAGCUCAGUUCACUCAACUUUUUCUGCUCCAGUGUUCGUUGUAACCCUCCGCCGACGUACAUGUCUUCAUUCAGUUUUUGAGUGUAAGUAGCAUGUUUACAUGAAGAAACAGUGGGGAACAUUGCCAGUAUAAUUGUCAGUCUCGGGUGGAGCUAAAGAAGGAAGUGUUUUGUAGAUAUUAACGGUGGCUGUGAGGUUGUAACUAGUCUACUCACUAAACACACUCACAGGUCUGCUUGUGUGUUCUCUGACUGGGUGAGGAUGCAUCAGCAGCAGGUCGUGGCUCAGCACCCAAACACAGAACUGUCUACAAUGUCCGGACAAUGUUCCUUGUUUCCAUGAACUUCCGUACUAACUGUCUGGCUCCGGCCUUUGCUGUUCUGUAGCUAGAUGUGAUGCCUCCCCCCCAUCCAGCCUCUCCUCCUCACCCUCCCCGGUGUGUGUCUGUGUUUGCUUCCCCUCCGUGUUCCUCUGCAGAUGCAUGAUGAACCCCCGUGUACGUGUGUUAGCAGCAUGGUCUACUGUGAUGGACGCCUAUAGGCAUAUUUUACCGGGUUGAUCGCCCCACAGUUUGAAUCCCAAACACCAGAAACUCCAUACAGAUAGAAACACACUGAGAGAGACAGAGAGAGAGAGCAUCUACGGACUGCUGAUUUUCCCUUUUAGAAGCUGUGAAAAGAGAGCGUGCUCUGUCUGCAACGAGCAACAUCCCAGGUCAUCUUUUUGUUUGUUGGUGUACGAUAUUUCCGUGUCUGUGUUAGUGUUCCCCUUCCUCUUCCUCUUCUUCCUCUUCUUCCUCUUCCUCUCUUGUUGUCCCAUUCGCUCCCUCCCAGGUCUUGCUCUUCAAUGUGUCUCUGUGAAGUUUUUUCCUGUGAAAAAUUUCUCUCUCUGCCUGAAAACCUUUUAUAGGGAAAUAAUGACUGAGUUACUACUAUAUCAUGUGAUAGACAUAAACAUUUAUUCAAUACUGUACUAAAUUAUUAACUGAAGAUGAUGAAGUUUUUUUUUUAAUGAAAUGCAAAAGAAAAUUCUUUGGGAAAAAAAACGUGUUUUUGAGAACAUGGCAUGAGGUGUAAUGUGUUACUGAAAGAAAAAUUAAGGUCUUUAAUUAAUUGAAAUUGACCUUAUUUGAAUAUAGUUUAUUUAUUUUCAAGGCG
Sebastes umbrosus (honeycomb rockfish) is the source of this 8564-nucleotide messenger RNA. It is a transcript of the gene slc8a2b, whose product is annotated as solute carrier family 8 member 2b. Gene Ontology annotation, cellular component: sarcolemma; postsynapse; axon. The transcript has 17 exons. Lineage: Eukaryota; Metazoa; Chordata; Actinopteri; Perciformes; Sebastidae. Gene Ontology annotation, biological process: calcium ion import across plasma membrane; sodium ion transmembrane transport; cell communication. The coding region runs from base 375 to 3320 and encodes 981 amino acids. Gene Ontology annotation, molecular function: calcium:sodium antiporter activity. The record is from RefSeq and is a predicted model, not a curated record.